AUGGAGUCUUCCGUAACUUUUCCAAGGCCAGCCAGUGAGGGGCCGAGCUCAUACUCUGAGCCGAAUCCUCCUAUUCUAAGGCCAGCCUCAUUCACCCGGGGCACCAUCCGGACCUCGCCUUCGCCCACUUGUUCGCCCAAAGCCAGCGGGGUUCUGGGCACUAGCAGCCUGGGUCGCCGUCGCGCGAGGCGGGCGCAGGCUCGCGGGGCAGGCUGGGAGCCAGGCCCCGGUGUCCUGGCAACACGUAAACACCGCGCGGCCCCGCCCCCGCGGCGCGCACCGCCCAGAGCUUGUGAGCCCGCCCUCCCGCGACCGCCCGCCGGGAGCCCCAGGCCCCGAGGCGACGAAGCACUGAGUCGCGCAGCCCGCUGCCUCUCUGUGGCGGGGGUCCCAGCCCCGCGUGGCGGCCGCUGGGUGGCUGGCUGCCCCCUCACCGCGUUGGGCUCCCGCGAGCGCCUAGACCUCCUCGGGCGGAAGGGUGAGAGCGGACUCGAGAAACGUGGCGAAGCCCCGGGCCCACGGCGGUUCGCUGGAGAGCGCGGUGGUGGCAGCCCGCCAGGUAAAGGGAAGAGAAAGGGCCAGGGCCGGUCCCACCGGAAGAAGCCGAAGAAACCGGAAGUGGACAUCCUGAGCCCGGCGGCCAUGCUGAACCUCCAGUACAUCGCGCACAACGCCGCCCACUGCCUGUACCUGCGCGGCUUCCGCUGGCCGGGCGCCACCAAGUCCAAGAAGGGGAAGAACAAGACUUAGGAGAGAACUUGGGGACGAGAGAUCAGGGUAGUAACUACGUUGCAAGCAAAAAUAGACUUUACUCAAGACAAGUUGAGACGCAAGCUAAGUGUGCUUUUCUGUGGUCACUAAUGAUAAACACGUUUCACUCCUCAGCUAAACGCGGGUACGGUGAGCCGCUUUGGUUUUUCAGAAGUUAAGAGGGGGAAAAAAGUGAGUAAUCCCCACACAGUGUGGUGGAAUUGAUAGGACUUUAAAAAAUUAUUAGAAUUCUAAAAAAUUAUUAGAAUUCUGGGUCAGAAUUAAACUGCACUCUCCAAAGGCAGUUCUAGCUUGCCUGAGUUUUUUUUUUUUGGGGGGGGGGUUCCCUGCCAAAAAGGGUACAUAUUUAGAGAAUAUAUGGAAAAGCACAGGAUUGGCUUAUGAACAUCCCUUUUGGGGGCACAGUUCCAUUUCCUUGUCUUUUUCAGGAAAAAUUAAAUUUUUUUUUCUUUAA
Sus scrofa (pig) is the source of this 1225-nucleotide messenger RNA. Lineage: Eukaryota; Metazoa; Chordata; Mammalia; Artiodactyla; Suidae. The record is from RefSeq and is a predicted model, not a curated record.